AUGGGCGCGACCAACUGCCGGCUGUGCGGUGCGCGCAAGGAGCAGGAAGAGGAGGAGCUGGACUACGAGCAGCUGAGCAUACGCGCGACGUAUGAGGCGGUGACCAAGGGCCACCUCCGAGAGAUUGGUGCGCUGUUCUCGGCAAUGGACAAGGAUGGCAGCGGGAAGUUGGAUGUCAGGGAGUUGCGGGCGGCGGUCACCCGAUUCAUGGGCAUACGGCCACGCGAGCUCGACGUCAAUUCGCUGCUCUUGGCCUUCGACACCCACGGUCACGCAGACGGCGAGAUAGAUUUUGAUGAGUUCCGCUGGUACCUGGCAGACUGGGCGCUCACGAUGAGGGAGAAUUGGGACCCGGACCAUCCGAAGGCGGGUGAGUUGGAGGGAGCUACCGCAGUGCUUCCGGAAGUCAUUUCAGACUUCGAGGCCAUUGUCAAUGAUUAG
Molecule: messenger RNA, 441 nt
Organism: Emiliania huxleyi CCMP1516
Lineage: Eukaryota; Haptophyta; Isochrysidales; Noelaerhabdaceae
Exons: 1
Coding region: 1-441 (146 amino acids)
Molecular function (GO): calcium ion binding
Source: RefSeq, a predicted model, not a curated record